Triticum urartu is the source of this 1521-nucleotide messenger RNA. Its product is annotated as transcription termination factor MTERF8, chloroplastic-like. Gene Ontology annotation, biological process: regulation of DNA-templated transcription. Lineage: Eukaryota; Viridiplantae; Streptophyta; Magnoliopsida; Poales; Poaceae. The record is from RefSeq and is a predicted model, not a curated record. Gene Ontology annotation, molecular function: double-stranded DNA binding.
GAGCUGCCAUUGCAAUCCAUCGGAGAUCUCUCUCUCUCUGCAUCGCCGCCGGCGCCGUUGUUCUCGCCGCCGCCGGCUGCGCCAUGCUCCGCCUCCGAGAGUGCUUCGUUUCCCGUCUCCUCUCUUCACCUUCCACCCCCACCUAUGCCAUCUUCCCACUCCGCCGUCUCCUCUCCGCCGCCGCGCCCCACAUUUCCCCGAACCCCGGUGGAUUCGCCGUCGAGGACUACCUCGUCGACACCUGCGGCCUCACCCGACCUCAAGCCCUCAAGGCCUCCACCAAGCUCUCCCACCUCAAGUCCCCCGCCAACCCCGACGCCGUCCUCGCCUUCCUCGCCGGCCUCGGCCUCUCCGGCGCCGACGUCGCCCCGGUUGUCGCCAAGGACCCGCAGAUCCUAUGCGCCAAAGUGGACAAAACCCUGGCUCCGGUGGUCGAUGGGCUCACCGGCCUCGGCCUGUCGCGUUCCGACAUCGCCCGCCUCGUCUCGCUCGCCCACGCCUCCUUCCGCUGUAGAUCCAUAGUCCCCAAGCUGCACUACUACCUGCCCCUCUUGGGCUCCUUCCACAACUUCCUCCGGCUGCUCAAGCGCUCAUCCCACCUUCUGUCGUCGGACCUCGAUAAGUUGGUCAAGCCCAAUGUUGCCUUCCUGAGGGAGUGCGGCCUAGGUGAUUGUGAUAUUGCCAAGCUGUGUAUCCGGGAGCCGAGGAUACUGGCAAUUAACCCGGAGCGCAUCCGGGCAAUGGCGGCAUGUGCUGAAAGACUAGGUGUGCGCCGCGGCUCUGGUAUGUUCAGGCAAGGGCUGCAGGCUGUCGCGUUUCUCAGUGAGGAGAAGGUUGCCGCCAAAUUGGACUACUUGAAGAAUACUUUCAGGUGGUCUGAUGCCCAAGUGAGCAUUGCUGUGCACAAAUAUCCAAAUCUGCUGGGGAAGUCAAAGGAAUCUCUGAAGCGCAGGUCCAAGUUCCUGGUCUCUAAGGUGGGGGUGGAACCCGUGUACAUUGCUCAUCGACCGACAUUGCUCUCUUAUAGCAUGGAGGGCCGACUCAGACCCCGGUACUAUGUUAUAAAGUUUCUCAAGGAAAAUGGACUGCUAGAUGGUGACCUGAGCUUCUUUACUGCGGUCAAGAUGACUGAGAAGGUAUUUAUGGAGAAACUCAUAUCCCCUCACAAGGAAGCUGCACCACACCUCGCUGAAGACUAUGCAACAGCUUGCAAAGGGGAAGUGCCAGCUAAUUUCAGAUUGAGAUUCAUAUGAACAAAAAGCGGCUAUGGAAAUUGGUUACAGUGUAUGGCGCAACAAAGUUAUCACCCUGCGUGUAAGCUGUUACUUCCUGUUUCAGUGUUCUUUGCCUUACAUGAUGUUGGCUGUUUUCUGUAGUAUGUCUGUUGCUAAAUGCUAACUCCCUAUGAAACUGAUAAUUUGUUUCCUGAACCCCCAUAUAUGUUGAUGUUGUCAUUCCUUAGAGGAGAUCUCUGUAAAUGAGAAGUUUAUGGAUAUAUAUGUGAUUCCGACUUGCAUUGAA